This is a messenger RNA of Pleurotus ostreatus (oyster mushroom), 1143 nucleotides long. Its product is annotated as forkhead box protein. The coding region runs from base 1 to 1143 and encodes 380 amino acids. Gene Ontology annotation, molecular function: RNA polymerase II cis-regulatory region sequence-specific DNA binding; DNA-binding transcription factor activity, RNA polymerase II-specific. Gene Ontology annotation, biological process: regulation of transcription by RNA polymerase II. The transcript is spliced from 3 exons. The record is from RefSeq and is a predicted model, not a curated record. Lineage: Eukaryota; Fungi; Basidiomycota; Agaricomycetes; Agaricales; Pleurotaceae. Gene Ontology annotation, cellular component: nucleus.
AUGGCCAGCCUCUCGAAUCUCCUGAAUCCAGACUACAGCAGGGCGCAAGAAAGCAGCCAAUAUAAUGACGAAAGUGAUGGCCCGUCAGAUGCAUUCACCGAGUCCGUCCCAGAGGAAGGCCCCAGCAGCUACUACACGAGGGAUCAUACAAUUGACCAUGAACUACAUCCCGAUUGCCCCAAUACGUUGGAUUGUUUGCAGGAUACGGAUGAUCGACCUCCGCAUACCUUGCCAGUCAUUCUGCGAUGCGCUAUUCUAGGCAGUCCGAAGCAACGGCUCACAAUAAGGGAAAUAUACGCGGCCAUGGAGAAUAAAUACCCUUAUUACAAGACAGCUGGUCCGACGUGGAAGCAAUCUGUGCGACAUCAUCUUUCUCUCAACCGUCUAUUCGAACGGCAAGCAAGACCAGUCACUGAUCCAGGCUUUGGCUCAUACUGGGUGGUCAAUCUUGAGGCGCCACCGGGUACGAAACGUCCUCGGAAGCGUGGGCGACCCAAGGGACCGGGAGGCGCUCCUCCGCCCGUUCGGAAACGUGGACGGCCACGAAAGGAAGACUUGGAGAUAUCUAAAUGCAUGACGAGUGUCAAGGAGUGGGGAACUUCGGGAGCGAAGCCAGCGUGGCCAGGGGAAGAAGAGAAAGAGGGCGAGAGCGGAGUUCGAGAGAAUAUCGAGGGGGUGCCAUUGACAGACGACGAAGACUCCGCCAUGGAAGAGAAUGUUAUCCACCCUUUUGAUAGGCCAACACUACGACCAGUCCAUCAUCUCGAGCCUCUCGAAGACCUUCAAGCUGCCUCCAGUCCUGUAGCCUCCUUGGACGCUCUUGAACCCUGCGACGACCCCUUCGAACAGAUUGAGCAGAUGCGUAAAGAAAUAAUCGAACUCAGAAAGAAGACAUCCGAAGCAACCUGCUUAUCACAGCGUAUGUCGGAUCAGUUGGCCCAUGCUCAGGCCGACGCCUGGCGCGCGAAGUCUGCACUUCGGACGGCGGAAAACAAGCUGAAGCAGGAAUGCAAGAGACGGCAGGAUGCUGAGCGACUUGCGGAGGAAGAGCUCCUUCGCAGACGACUAUUGGAAGACAGUCUCAGAGAGCUGAGAUCACAAAAACGUAACUCAAACCCACUGUCAUCACCCAGUAGAUCAUGA